This is a messenger RNA of Hemiscyllium ocellatum (epaulette shark), 799 nucleotides long. RefSeq names its product RAB interacting factor (gene rabif). NCBI's taxonomy places the organism in Eukaryota, Metazoa, Chordata, Chondrichthyes, Orectolobiformes, Hemiscylliidae. The coding region runs from base 36 to 494 and encodes 152 amino acids. Gene Ontology annotation, cellular component: membrane; cytosol. The transcript is spliced from 2 exons. Gene Ontology annotation, biological process: post-Golgi vesicle-mediated transport; small GTPase-mediated signal transduction. Gene Ontology annotation, molecular function: zinc ion binding; guanyl-nucleotide exchange factor activity. The record is from RefSeq and is a predicted model, not a curated record.
ACACUCUGUUCGGGGAUCAGGGAGGAGGGGGAAGGAUGAGAGGGUGCGACCGGAAGCGGAAGUUAGCCAUCUCCUCUGCCGUGUCCAUGGAGUCAGGGAGCGGGCCCGGAGAGGCGGAUGCUGCGCUCGGUCACCGAGCCACCGGCCUCGUUACCGCCGCCGGCAGGAACGGAAAGGCGGUUGUGUGCGAGCGGUGCGGCUCCCGUGUGCUCAGCCCCGGGGCAGCUCGGUACCAGCGGAUAGAGAUGUUUCUUCCAUCGAUGAGGCAGAGUGUGGCACUGGGCCCUGAGGAAAGCUCAGUACAAGGGGAUAUGCUCCAGGAGCAUUGGUUCGUUGAUGACAUGUAUACCUUUGAGAAUGUUGGCUUCACCAAGAACGUGAACAAUAUCAAGUAUCUGGUUUGUGCUGACUGUGAGAUUGGGCCCAUUGGCUGGCACUGCCUGGAUGAUAAAAAGAGCUUUUAUGUGGCUCUGGAUCGAGUGCAACAUGAAUAGCAGGCGAUGAGGAGCCAGCAGGGUUACAGCACAAUCCACUGGUGGGAUGCUUCUGUCUCUCACUCUGCAUAUACUCCCUGUCUGUCGCCUGAGACUGGGGGCUGAACACAGACUUCCUCACAUGGCAUCCCCAACAGACUGUUCUCCGCAGAUGUCUGUGUGAGCCAUGGUGUAGACUGCACACACAGCUCUUUACCUGUGGCAUACUGACCAGUCUAGUAUUUCACCAUCACAUGCCACACAGUUUCUGAUGAGGUGAUUGCUCAGUUUGAACCAUUUUUGUUAUUAUUAAAAACUGUUCUCAA